This is a messenger RNA of Anisakis simplex (herring worm), 426 nucleotides long. The record is from the annotation of a GenBank genome assembly. NCBI's taxonomy places the organism in Eukaryota, Metazoa, Nematoda, Chromadorea, Rhabditida, Anisakidae.
GAAAGGCCUCAGAAUCAAGGCGCCACUCUGCUGAAUGCAUCCGAGAAUGAGAUUCUGUACUCGUUGCUUGGUCAUGAUUGUAUAUCGCUGGCGGCCGGUGUUGUACAAUUGUUGCGAGCCGAUCCACACAAUGCACGCGUUUGGACAAGAGCGCACGUCGGUGUGGUGUCGUUGGUGAAGGACUACCCGAAACGAUCGUAUUUUCUGCGACUCUACGAAAUAUUCAAGAAUAAAUUCGUAUGGGAACAAAUGCUAUAUAAAAACUUUCGAGUUUCAUCGACCGCAACAUGCCCGAACCUGCUGACGUUCGAGGGCGACGAGUGUAUGUAUGGAUUGAAUUUCUCGGAUCGAGAAGAAGCCAUCAACUUUAAAGCACAUCUGGAUAAACGCUUCGAACAAGAGCAAAAAACUGGUAGGUGCAACUAA